Molecule: messenger RNA, 1675 nt
Organism: Xiphias gladius (swordfish)
Lineage: Eukaryota; Metazoa; Chordata; Actinopteri; Istiophoriformes; Xiphiidae
Product: tissue-type plasminogen activator-like
Exons: 11
Coding region: 165-1337 (390 amino acids)
Biological process (GO): plasminogen activation; regulation of cell adhesion mediated by integrin
Molecular function (GO): serine-type endopeptidase activity
Source: RefSeq, a predicted model, not a curated record
ACAGCGUGAGUGUGAAGUUCUCCCACAAGACAGGUGCAUAUCAGAGGAUACGGAAAGGCUGGAAGACAUAAAAUAAGAGCUUCAUCAGGAUUGCAAGUUUGGACAGAAAGUCCAUUCCCAGCCAGAAAUAUCCCCAAUAAGGAGAAGUGAAACCACAAGUAAAGAUGAACCUGUUUGUUACCCUCACCGUCCUUGCAGCAUUCGGUGUUAACAUGGCUUUUUCACGAAGACGGUCACCAAAAAAUAAGGACAUUUACAGGGAGAUGUGUCAGUCAGGGGAUGGGAGCAGUUACAGGGGAUAUGUCUCCAAGUCGUCGUACGGUGGCAACUGUCUCAACUGGGACAAGUUUAAACACCCUGGGGGAGCUUUGAAGGGACUUGGCCAUCAUAAUUUCUGCAGGAAUCCUGACCAGAGCUUGAUGCCUUGGUGCCAUGUCAAAAGAGGAAGGAGGACUGUGAGAGAAUUCUGCCUUAUUCCCAGAUGUUCUACAGACACAAUAAAACCUUCCCCAGCUGUUGACACAGAGCUGACAUGCGGUGAGAGGUUCGAGCGGAGGAUGCAUAAAAUUGUGGGCGGAUCUUUCACAUCCAUACAGUCGCACCCAUGGGUGGCAGCUAUCUUUAAGCAGCACUACCAAUUCCUCUGUGGAGGCUCUCUCAUCGCACCAUGCUGGGUUCUCACAGCUGCACACUGCUUUACCGAUGGUGAGGGAACUGAAAUCAAGCAUCUGUCUGUAUACCUGGGGAAGAGCGCCCUCAAUGAGACAGAUGUUGACCGGGAGCAGAGAUUCACUGUGGAAAAACUGAUCAUCCACCAAAAAUAUAAUGAAUCCAGCUUCGACAAUGACAUAGCGCUGUUAAAGCUCAAAAGCAGAAAUGGAGAAUGUGCCAUGAAGUCAGCCUCUGCACGGACAGUUUGUCUUCCUCCAUUUCACACUAAGCUUCCCGCAGGAUUUCAAUGUAGCGUCGCAGGAUUUGGGAGGGAGAGAUACAUGGCAUGGCAGUACUCAAAGUAUUUGAAAGGGGCUGAGGUGAGACUGGUCUCCCAGACUGACUGUAAAAGUGAAUCGUACUAUGGAGAUCGCAUCACCAAGAAUAUGAUCUGUGCUGGGAGCCCUGACUGGAGCGUUGACGCCUGCAAGGGCGACUCUGGUGGUCCUUUGGUGUGUGAAGGGUUUGGCCGGAUGUUUCUGUUCGGAGUGGUGAGCUGGGGUGAGAAAUGUGCCGAGAAAAACAAACCAGGCGUUUACACACAAGUCACCAACUACAACAAGUGGAUCGCAACAAAAACAGGGCUCUCCGAAUACACAAAAGGAAUAAUGUAUCCCAGUAAAUAAAAAGGUGUAGCAGAAAAUUAUCAGGUGGGCAUGGCAUUCUUCUUAAAGGAAAAAUUGGCAGCAGUUUUGUAGGACUGAGUAGGCAAACGUGCACAUGUUGCAGGUUUGGAAACUGAUAGGUGUUGCUAUUAAUGUGUAUUGACAAUAGUUUUGCACAGUGAAAUUUCACUGUAUCAGUUCUGAGUGAUUGUUUUUUAAAAUGUCUUUUGUUAUAUAUAAUAUUUAAUACAUUUUUAUUUUGUUAUGUAUGAACUUUUUAUACUGAGAGUGUGGAUUUCUAAAAUAAGUUAUUACAAAGUUAAUUUAUCUAAUUUAAUUGUAUUAGCAUUUAGAAGGCU